Rubroshorea leprosula is the source of this 2732-nucleotide messenger RNA. The record is from the annotation of a GenBank genome assembly. NCBI's taxonomy places the organism in Eukaryota, Viridiplantae, Streptophyta, Magnoliopsida, Malvales, Dipterocarpaceae.
GCAAAAACAUUUUGUUUGAUUUGCAGAGCUAAAUCAUCUUGCAGAAGAAGCUAAACGCUGAGAUCGAGAAAAAUGGGAACGGAUGACGUUCCAUUGGACGAUAAGGCGAAGAGGAUGAGAGAUCUGCUAUCCAGCUUCUACUCGCCGGAUCCUUCGACGACCAGUGACGCUUCUUCGAAGUAUGCCACUCUGGAUGCAAUCAACACCGCUUCUUUUGAUCCCGAUCAGUAUAUGAACCUCCUUGUACAAAAGUCGAAUUUGGAAGGGCUUCUUCAGAGGCACGUUGAGAUGGCGGCUGAGAUUAAGAAUCUGGACACUGACUUGCAAAUGUUGGUCUAUGAAAACUACAACAAGUUUAUCAGUGCCACAGAUGCAAUUAAAAGGAUGAAAAGCAAUAUUGUAGGCAUGGAAACAAAUAUGGAACAGCUUCUUGACAAGAUAAUGUCAGUGCAAUCUAGAAGUGAUGGGGUGAAUACUUCUCUUUUUGAAAAGAGGGAACAUAUAGAGAAAUUGCAUCGAACACGGAAUCUUCUGCGCAAAGUUCAGUUUAUCUAUGAUCUACCUGCAAGACUUGGAAAAUGCAUCAAAUCAGAAUCCUAUGCUGAUGCAGUUAGAUUCUACACUGGAGCAAUGCCAAUCUUUAAGGCAUAUGGGGAUACAUCAUUUCAGGAUUGUAAGAGAGCAUCUGAAGAAGCAGUUGCUAUGGUAGUAAAAAACUUGCAGGGGAAACUAUUCUCAGAUUCUGAAUCAAUACAAGCAAGAGCUGAAGCUGCAGUUCUUCUGAAGCAAUUGGACUUUCCGGUGGAGACCUUAAAAGCAAAACUACUGGAAAAGUUAGAACAAUCUCUUGGAGACGUUCAGCUUAAGCCAGAGGAUUUAGAUAGUGUUUCAGUGGAGUCUAAUGACGCUUCUAAACAGGGAGCAGAUUCUGACUCGGUUCCUGUUACUGCUCAUGAGGCUUCUGUCCGUGAGUUUGCAGAGGCUAUUCGUGCUUAUCGAGUAAUUUUUCCAGACUCAGAAAUGCAACUAAUUAAACUUGCUCAAGACUUGAUUAGAAAGCACUUGGAAACAACUGAACAGCAUGUAAAGAAACGAACUUCUUCAGCCAACCUGCUGAGUGUUCUUCGAAUUAUAUGGAGAGAUGUGCUUUUGAUGGAUGAUGUAUUGCAUGAGGCUGUUCUUCCUGACUUCUCUCUGGAGGCUGCCCAGAUCGCUGUUAAAGAGUAUAUCAUCAGCACGUUUUCACAUCUUCUACAAGAUAUAUCAGAAGCUGUUAUGAAGGUCAAUAGUAGACCAAAAGAUGAAGUGGAAGAGUACUCAUUGCAAGCUGCCCUGGAAGCAAGCAAAAAAGCAGUGCUUCAAGGCAGCAUGGAUGUAUUACUGGACUUUCGCCAUCUACUUGAGGAUGACGACUUAGGGCUAGUAGUUAAACUGAGAGAUUUGGUAAUUGACUGGGUUCAAGAAGGAUUUCAUGACUUCUUCAGGUCACUUGAUCAACGCUUCCAGAUGCUUUCUGGGAGAAACAACUCAUUAAGUCAUGAUCCAAAUUUGACGGAGGGAUCACAUAGUGACAAAGUUCUCCCUGGGCUUGUCCUGGUGUUGGCUCAACUUUCCAUUUUCAUUGAACAAACUGUCAUCCCAAGAAUCACUGAGGAAAUAGCUGCUUCCUUUUCUGGUGGUGGUGUUCGAGGCUAUGAAAAUGGUCCUGCUUUUGUUCCUGGAGUGAUAUGUCGAAUAUUUCACUCAGCUGGUGAAAAGCUUUUGCAUCAUUAUAAUAAAAUGAGAACUCAGAGGAUAUCUAUUCUCCUGAGAAAGAGGUUUACAACACCAAACUGGAUCAAGCACAAGGAGCCCCGGGAAGUUCAUAUGUUUGUUGAUCUAUUUCUUCAAGAGUUGGAAGUAAUUGGAAAAGAGGCAAAGCAAAUUUUACCUCAAGGGCACCUCCGUAAGCAUAGGCGUUCUGACAGCAAUGGAAGCACAACAUCAUCUCGCAGCAAUCCACUACGAGAUGAUAAAAUGAGUAAGUCAAACACCCAAAGAGCAAGGAGCCAACUUUUAGAAACACAUCUUGCAAAAUUGUUUAAGCAGAAGGUUGAAAUAUUUACCAAAGUUGAAUUUACACAGGAAUCUGUUGUGACAACUAUUGUUAAACUUUGCCUGAAAAGCUUGCAAGAAUUUGUUCGACUGCAGACCUUUAAUCGAAGUGGAUUUCAACAAAUUCAGUUGGAUAUUCAAUUCUUAAGGACACCUUUGAAGGAAACUGCUGAAGAUGAGGCAGCCAUUGACUUUUUACUUGAUGAGGUGAUUGUUGCCGCUUCAGAGCGUUGUCUUGACCCCAUUCCUUUGGAGCCUCCUAUCUUGGAUAAACUUAUACAAGCUAAGUUAGCAAAGUCAAAGUAGCAGAGAAUGGUGCCCCCAUGAACAGUGGAAGAUGAAAUUAGUCAUUUGACUCUGCUUUAUUAUUCUGUUUCUUGGACAAUAUUUUCUACAUGAUCUCAUCAGACCUCCAAGAUGGAAUUCAUUGUUCAGACUUCAUCUGAGACCUGAGCUAACCCUACCACUCACAUCCAACAUCCGCGGUGCCAAUUCUGUGUAAUCAGAUGAUUAUUUUCAUUAUAAUUGAUUCAGAAUACUGUUGUAAAUUUGUUAUGGCUCUGCUGGUCAUUUCAUGGAAUUUCACAAUUUAGAGAACUUUGGUUGCGUUUGUUAUGGAAUAAAAUCGUGUUACAUGA